GGCCAGGCACUCGGCAGCCCCAGCCUGACUCAUCCCCACCUUGCUGCUAGUCCCCGCCAGCCAGAGGCGCCCCAGCCCCGCAGGUGACGAUGGAGGCCAUCAAGAAGAAGAUGCAGAUGCUGAAGCUGGACAAGGAGAACGCCUUGGACCGGGCUGAGCAGGCGGAGGCUGAGCAGAAGCAGGCGGAGGAGAGGAGCAAACAGCUGGAGGAUGAGCUGGCGGCCAUGCAGAAGAAGCUGAAGGGGACGGAGGACGAGCUGGACAAAUACUCAGAGGCCCUGAAAGAUGCCCAGGAGAAGCUGGAGCUGGCUGAGAAGAAGGCAGCAGACGCUGAGGCAGAAGUUGCAUCCUUGAAUCGCCGUAUCCAGCUGGUAGAGGAGGAGUUGGACCGAGCCCAGGAGCGUCUUGCCACAGCUCUGCAGAAGUUAGAGGAGGCGGAGAAAGCUGCAGAUGAGAGUGAAAGAGGCAUGAAAGUGAUUGAAAACAGAGCCCUGAAGGAUGAAGAGAAGAUGGAACUGCAGGAGAUCCAGCUCAAGGAGGCCAAACACAUUGCAGAAGAGGCUGACCGGAAGUAUGAGGAGGUUGCCCGGAAACUGGUGAUCAUUGAAGGAGACCUGGAGCGCACUGAGGAGAGGGCUGAGCUUGCAGAGUCUCGUUGCCGGGAACUGGAUGAGCAGAUUCGAUUGAUGGACCAGAAUGUGAAGUGUCUGGCUGUUGCCGAAGAAAAGUACUCUCAAAAAGAGGAUAAAUAUGAAGAGGAAAUCAAGAUCCUGACAGACAAACUCAAAGAGGCGGAGACCCGUGCAGAAUUUGCUGAACGAUCAGUAGCCAAACUGGAGAAGACCAUUGAUGACUUGGAAGAUAAACUGAAAUCCACCAAAGAGGAGCAUCUCUGCACACAAAGAAUGCUGGACCAGACCCUGCUGGACCUGAACGACAUGUAAAUGAUCCCUGCCAUCGCCUCUGCCCCACCCAGCAACUCGCUGGGGGCCAGCCCAGCCAGAGCUGCCCUCUAACCCCAAGGGUUCCUUCUCUUGCCAAUUCAACCAAACCAACGUCUGCCAAGUCACCUCAGGGUUAAAGGUCACCAGGUUGGGCAGAGCCUUAAACAGCAUCAUUAAGGGAAAUACAAACAAUGCAAUAAUGUCUGGAGAACGUGAGAUGUGCACAUUUUGUAACUACCUUUUUUGUAGCAACCAUUGUAAACAUUCCAAAUAACUCUGGGGCUCACAAGCGGCACCUAAAAAGUGGUUGGCUUUAAAAUUUGAUAUUAACCUCUUGCUCCUCAGCUCUGGUCCCGUUUGCCCCACUGCUGGGGGGAGCGGAGGUGGGAGAGUUCUGGUGCUGGGUGAUAAGUUGGAGUAGCUGGGCUAGGAAUGCAGGGUCCUUUCUGUGGGGCACUAACGCAUCCUGUCAGAACUGGAACUCUCGCAGGAGCAGAUGGCCCAGAAAAGGGCCUUCAGUUUCUCAGCCUGAAAGUUUCUCUCCCUGAAUGGCAGAGCUGUUGAAGCGAAGAGGAGAUUCUUUUCUUUUUUUAAAAGACCAAACCUGUUCUCUUUGAACACUCAUGAAUGGAAGAAUUAGUCACAUGGGCCUCUUUGCCCUGUGUGUGCCAGUCACUCCCCUUUGGCCAUUGACUAGAGAAGCAGGCAGCCCCUCUAACCCACUGCUGCCACUGGGUUUGAAUCUGCCUUCACGAAGUGCUAUUGCACUGAGCUUUAUCACUCAUUGCUGAUCAGUUGUAACAGCUCAUGUAUAAAACUGCCUCUUGUGUGAGGAGCUUUGCUUACACUGAGGGGAUCCCUUCAGGCCCCCGUUACCCAGGAGUGCUCUGUCUUGAAUCAGGUCCAGGCCACAGUGCAGUGCAUUGUUGAAGUUCUGUUGGUGAGGCACAGUAGUGAGAUCUGCGUGAGGUUUGCAUUGUGUAGCUUAGGCUUUGAGAGAGGCACAUUGGUUGUGGUGGUUUAUGGGGCCAGUUAGAGGACAACCUAUAUCAAGUGUUUUGAUACUAAAAUUGACGACUGUCUUAUAUUGUCUUUUGAAAUAAAAACCAUUCCCGCCAUGCUGGUUUUAGACGUAAUGGGCUUUGAUUAAAAUAAAGCUGCUAUACACCCA
This is a messenger RNA of Mauremys reevesii (Reeves's turtle), 2115 nucleotides long. RefSeq names its product tropomyosin 3 (gene TPM3). The transcript is spliced from 9 exons. The record is from RefSeq and is a predicted model, not a curated record. Gene Ontology annotation, cellular component: actin filament. Bases 90 to 944 code for a protein of 284 amino acids. Gene Ontology annotation, molecular function: actin filament binding. NCBI's taxonomy places the organism in Eukaryota, Metazoa, Chordata, Testudines, Geoemydidae. Gene Ontology annotation, biological process: muscle contraction; actin filament organization.